AUUCAGUUUGAAGGAAAAAAAACAACCAGGAAGUUAAACAGAGGAGGAAACGUACUCGCUGUGUUGGAGCAUCAAACUCUCAAAUCUUUAAAAAGGUUUUUACAAAGGUUUCCAAUAACAGCGACAACUUUAAGUAAAGUUGGUCCAUCGGGUUGUAGUCAAAGGGCACUGUUUCCAACAAGAUGGACAAUGAUCCGGAGCGGGGAGGUGUAGCGGCAGCGCCGGAGCCACAGGACAAGGUGCAGACCUUAAGGGAUCAGGUAGAUGGAGUGAAAACCAUCAUGACGCAUAAUGUGGACCGGAUCCUGGCCCGAGGAGAGAGACUGGAUGACCUCAUGGGCAAGUCAGAGGACCUGCAAGCAGGGGCUCAGCACUUCAAGCAGACGUCCCAGAAAGUGGCUCGCACCUACUGGUGGAAGAACGUCAAGCUGGUCGUGGUCAUCAUUGUGGUCGUCCUCAUCAUCGUCCUCAUCAUCAUCCUGCUGGCCACCGGAGUCAUCCCUGUCAGUGCCCCUGUGCCUCCUAUAGUCACUCCCACCAAAAAGCCCUAAACACACCCACACACGAUGUAUAUACAGUCAUAAACAAACACAUUCUUAUUGCACAAUAUACAAAGUAAUAUAUAGACUCUAGCAGACAACUGCUGUCUGGUGAAACCCUUAUUAUUUCUGAGUUAGUUUCUACUGGUAGCUUUCAUGCUUCUGUUGGAAUUCAAGGACUUUGUGCUUUGGUUUAAGGAACUGUAAUGGCACAUUAGCUUUUGAAAUCCUUUCAAAACCCAAUUUCAGCAUAGCCAUUUUUUUGAAUUUGUGAGAAAUUAAAUGAAAGUGUCUGGAAGGUCUGAGGUCUUCACCUGACAGCAGCAAAAACACUGUCCCUGUUUUCAAAGGAUGCUUCAAACCACUACACCAGCGCCUCUUUGUUUAACUGUUUCACCAUCAACGGUUAAUUCAUCCUGGCAGAGACCACGUCACUUUAAUGUGUGUAGAUGGAAAUAAUGAGUGUGGAUUUCUCCAGUAUCAUCCCAGACAUGUUUGUGUUGAAUGUUAUCACUUAUUGCACCUUUGCAAAGGGCAGUGUGUAUAGUUUAUAAGAUGAAGAAUGCAGUUCCUAAAAGAAGUCAGGAAACAUGUUUUUGCUGAUAUUGGACAAAUGCACCUGACGCAAAUCUGUAACAAUUUUAGGUCACACUAUGUUUAAUGAAAGGCUGAAUUGUGUAUUGAAUAUAUAUGUUACCAGUUGUGGGCUUAUUCUUUCAAAGUGCUUCCAAUUUCUUUUGUAGUCGGACAAUCUAGGCAAAGUAAUCAUCUAUAGAAAUUAUUUUUAAAUUUGUCAAAUAGUUAAUUGAAUGUAAACACUCGGCACUGCUUUAGUUCUUAUAAAAGUAUUAUAAUUAGCUACUUACUGGUUUUGAGGGUUGAUGUUUGAAGAAAGGUUUGUGAUAUUACACGGUCAGAGUUUAAGAAACAGUUGCUUUGCACAAAAAUCACAUCAUAUAACAAAGUCCGAAAGUGUAUAUUUAAACAUCCAGUGUGUAGGAUUUAGGGGGAUAUAUUGGCAGAAAUGGAAUCCAGUAUUCAUAACUAUGGUUUAUGUCUAAUCACAUGAAACUAAAACUCCUUGUGUUUUCCUUACCUUAGAAUGAGCCUUUUAUAUCUACAUACAGAGCAGGUCCUCUUCAACAGAGGCUGUCAUGUUGUUCUGCAGUAGCCCAGAACAGAAAACCCAAACUCUGGUUCUAGAUAGGGCCAUUCGCAUUUUUGUGUCGGCCUGUGUAGUUUCUCCUACAAGCUUGGCAUGCAGGAGAAGUUUCAGUUGGCUGCAAUCUGCAGCAUCACCACUAGAUGUCAUGAAAUCCUACAUACUAGACCUUUAAAUGUACAGCAUUGAUUCAGGCCAUAAAAAUUAGCGGGACCUUAAGUUUGAAAAUGACACAGCAUUUGCAGUAAUGUAUUUUUUCUACUCAACAGAGAUGCGUUGUCUUUAGAUGGAAAGUUAACACAAAAUUGUAGAUUUGUACAUUUGUGCUCUGCAGUAUCCGCCUUUUUAAAAGAUCAUGUUUAUUUUCUCCUUUUACCUCUAGAAAUAUUGCAGUUUAAAUGUUUUGCUUUGGUACUUAGAUUCAAUAAACAGCCCACUGGGGUCAGCCGCCAAAGGUCUGUUCCCACAUUUGUAGUUUUGAGGAGAUCAGGCUCUUCCAGCCAACCAGCUGAGAGAGAUCCUUUACAGCCCCUCCAUGGUUCCCCUUGCUGGGUGCAUGUCAACCAAUAGGCCCCCACAGUCACAGCUUACAACGAGAAAAUCUUAUAGAAUACAAAUAAGCCUGUGGCAAAGAUCCUGUGUGUCGCUCCUCCCACCUCUUUCUGCUGUUACAGUACCAGUUUAGCUUUAAAGAGGUCAAAAUAAUCACCAUUAUGAGCUGUAAAUAGUCAACAUGGUCUCACCUUUAUGUAUAUUUGCAACAGCCUUGACCUAAUGUGUUAGUGGAAGGAUAUGUUCUUUUAGAGGCUAUUUAUUUAAUGCUUUGUCAUUCAUGUUCUCUUUUUUUAAUCAAAAAUGAACCAGUGAAAGCUGUAUGUGAUUUCUGUAUAAACAGGUAAUCCAGACUCAAUCUUAAAAUGGUUCGGUUCAGUCACUCUGUUCUUAAUCAUGUUUCAGCUGUCUGUAUAAAAAGGAGGCUGUGUUGGAACAAAUUCUUUAUUGUGUGUUUCUUACAUGGCUCUGGGGUGCAGUAAUCCAAACCUCUUUGCCUGUUCACACACUCAUACUGACCUGAUUCAUGCUGUUAGAGAUCACAUGCAUAUUUGUGUUCAUGCAGGCUGCAGCAGGUCUGUCAUUGUGUUAGAGGCCUUGUCCAGUGCCUUUAACUCUUGUCGUUUUGGAACCUUAAUCUUUAAACAGAUGUAAUGUCAGACUUCAGCUGACCUGUGAUGUACCUGGAUGCUUGAUUAGAAUUCUCAUGGUCUGAUUACUUAUGGUAUUUAAUGGUUUUAAUGGUCUGAUAUGAAAUAAAUAGUAUUUACCUCUG
Epinephelus moara (kelp grouper) is the source of this 3028-nucleotide messenger RNA. RefSeq names its product vesicle-associated membrane protein 8 (endobrevin) (gene vamp8). The record is from RefSeq and is a predicted model, not a curated record. Gene Ontology annotation, biological process: vesicle-mediated transport; vesicle fusion; SNARE complex assembly. The coding region runs from base 183 to 551 and encodes 122 amino acids. Gene Ontology annotation, cellular component: SNARE complex; plasma membrane. Gene Ontology annotation, molecular function: syntaxin binding; SNAP receptor activity. The transcript has 3 exons. NCBI's taxonomy places the organism in Eukaryota, Metazoa, Chordata, Actinopteri, Perciformes, Serranidae.